This is a messenger RNA of Rubroshorea leprosula, 533 nucleotides long. The record is from the annotation of a GenBank genome assembly. Lineage: Eukaryota; Viridiplantae; Streptophyta; Magnoliopsida; Malvales; Dipterocarpaceae.
AUCUUACAUAAUUUUAGUUAUGAUGCCAAAUCUGUGAGCUACUAGAUAUCAGAUGGGGCGUUAGAGUAAGUUUACUCGUGUGACAUGGUUCCCCCAAUUUCUCAUCACCGAGACUCCUAUCCAAAGCUAGCAAGCUACCUUUGCAUUCUUCAGCUACUACUCCUAAAGUGUCAACACAAAUUUUGGCCUAACCAUGGUUCCCUUUCUUCACUUCUCUUUUCUAUCUCAAAAUGCCCACAUGAAUGGCAUCUGGGUUUUUGCAGCCCUCCAUAGGGGCGGCAAGCGCAAAGAAUUGUCCGAAAUUGACGAGCUACUCGUGCAUUUUUAGUUUUCCGGAGAUGAAUUCAUCACAUUGGUCUAUUGGAAAACUACCCCAACUUCUUCAUUGUACUUUACCUUUGCAGCCUUCUGAGCCGGUGGUAGAUUGCCUGGAGCAUUCUCCAACUAAAAACAGAAGAAAUAAGCAGCCUCGUCCAGAAAAUCUAUCUUGUAAAAUCCACUCAUGUUCCUGCAAACAAAAAAAAUAUUACUAA